CUGGCAUCAAGUACAUGUCCAUGUCACUGGAGACAAUACGGGUUUCUUUGCUGCCACCCCUUUUAUGCAGUCAGUCAGCCAAACACCAAAGACGACAUGACCGCACAGCUGAGCAGACCCAUUGUGGCCAUUGGCCAGCAGACAGGGGAUGCUAUGUCUUCGCUGUUACCGAACCAGGGGCUGAAGAAAAACACACAGCAAAGGUAUUCCUUUCUUGCUCUUCAUGGAGUCGCCUUUUAGUUCCCCUAGCCUUUUAUCUCGCUUGUAGAGUACCCUUCUGGCGUCUCCAUUUCUCUGUUUAUUCAAGCUUUUUCUGGAGGAGUGGAAAGGAGUCGGGCUUCUUUUUAUUAAUGUUGUCCCUACCGCGUUUAUAUUUAGUGCGCGACUGACGACACCAGCAGUCGACUUUUUUUUUUUCUGGGCACCAUGGAUGCGAUACACAACGAACAAAUGGUUCCCCAGCCAGCAAAGCAGCGACUCAGCAUCUUUUCCCGCACACCUGUCCGCACCUCCAAAACGCUCGAGCAGUCAGUCGCAGAGCUCAUGAAAAUGGUCGACCCUGUAUCGCAGGUAGCAAUCCCGCGGCACGUCGAAUUGCCCUACACUGGCCCGUGGCUCGACUCAACAAACGCACAGACAAACGCGCAGUUAAUACAGAUAAUCGAUAUACGGUGUCUCGUGGACAUGGUGUUAUUGGAUACAUUUGGCACGGUGAUUGGGCACAGCCGGCGGCCAGUCGGUAGGCACAUCUUGGCGAUGAGCGAGACGCAGAGGGCGAUGAGGUUUUAUGCGCAGAUAGCACACAACUUUCGGGAGUCCAUUGACCUGCAUAUGGACCAAUUCCCAGCCAUCGUACAUAGCGUUGUGCUCAUAAACAACAACAAUGUGCUGCGCGGCGCUCCGCAGUCGUUCGAGAUGGUCGGGCUGCCAGACUCCACCACUGUGCCAACAUUGGUCGACGAGGGAGCAAAAAAAGCAUCACAAGCACAGCUGGCCGAGCGACACCAGGAAUUUAGGCGGCGCCAGAUCUACAUGCGCCAGGCGAUGGAGAUGGCUCAGAGGUGUGCAGACGACGCAUACAGGAAUUGCCCGAUACUAGUGGAGGCGAUGGAAGAGACAAAGGCGCAUGUUUGGCCGCUGUGGUCAUACAUGGUCGAUGACCACAUGGCUCUUGUUGAGCAUGAGCGAAAAAUGGCACGGCGGAGACAGCCUGGCACGCUAGGCGAAAGACACGUUAGGUUUAGCGACGGAAACGGCACGGCGCAGGCAGAGACCGAAACGUCGUUUCAGCAGAUGGGGGAGGAGCAGCUGGAGCGCGAGGUUGCCUUCCGUCUGCACACACACUGCCUGGAGCUCCUCCACAACGGCAAAGUACCGCACGACCACAUCAAGCUGUUCUUGCACACAAUGCUGUUCACAGUCAUUCUUUUCAACGAAAAGGUCUUUGAGCGGUAUGCGCCGCGGCGGGAGUCCAAAGACUCAGCAAUGGUCGAUCCCCACUCGUCUUCAAUGCAGCAGCGGGCAACGCCGAUUCCAGCCAUGGAUGCGGCCGAGAAAAAUGGUCUGGUUCCGCCGGUCCCAGGCGGCGAAGGGCAGCCGCUGAUGGACAAGGAGCAUGUGUGGAUGCUGAUGGAGUGGAGUUUUGCUAAAGCCAUGGGCUAUUACCUGGCGCACAGAUAUUCAAAGCAGGAGCUGGACACUGCGGUUGAGCGGGCAAAGCAGGAGAGAUAUGUGCAGUCAGUCGAAGUCUCGCCGGCUGCAACGUAUCAACCGCUGAAUAGCGAUGACACAGCGUUCCACGAGAUGAUCUGGCAGUAUGUCCGAGAGCGAUAUGACCACAGGAAGGAGUUCUCCAUACUGGUCAUCGAUGAGGCAGUCCGGGAGUACAAUGCGAUCCUCCAGGACAUUCGCUUCAAACACCGUUUGCAUUUACAUUAAUCCAGCGAUCCAUCAGUACAUCAACCACCCGUAAAUAGACAUAAUCAAUCACGAUACUAAAUGA
Messenger RNA from Linderina pennispora, 2002 nucleotides. RefSeq lists its product as uncharacterized. Lineage: Eukaryota; Fungi; Kickxellomycota; Kickxellomycetes; Kickxellales; Kickxellaceae. Bases 427 to 1938 code for a protein of 503 amino acids. The transcript has a single exon. The record is from RefSeq and is a predicted model, not a curated record.